Molecule: messenger RNA, 413 nt
Organism: Coccinella septempunctata (seven-spotted ladybird)
Lineage: Eukaryota; Metazoa; Arthropoda; Insecta; Coleoptera; Coccinellidae
Exons: 2
Coding region: 12-347 (111 amino acids)
Source: RefSeq, a predicted model, not a curated record
CAUUAUACGAUAUGAAGUUCCUCACACUCGUUGCUCUCCUAUUCGGGAUGAUUUUCUUCGAAGAAGCGAAUACAACCAAAAAAGUGCAAUGUGUGCAAUGCAAAUCUACCGAUGUGAACAGUAGCUGUCGAUUAGGGGACUGGAGGAUAUCUGAAUCUUGUUAUGGACGCUACUGCUUCGCAUACCUUCAGCCAAGUGAGCUUUCCCUCGUAUUAAACAAGCCAACUAAACCAUUUUGGACCAGAGGUUGCACCACAUCGAAGAAAACAUGCAAGGGCUCAGGACGAAAAGGAUGCAUGUUAUGCUACGAGGAUAAAUGCAACAUAAACGAACUCCCCACGAAAUAAGACAUUUUUCCUACAAUUGAUACAGCGAUAUGAUAAAAUUCACCACAAAUAAAAAUGAGCAGAUAU